GUGCACACUUUGGCCACACUACCCCACACUGUUGCACUAGCCAAUCGAUUAGCCCGAUAGGCUGUGUCAAAUAACGCCUCCUGCUAUCGAUAUCAAUCAAGAAAAAAUAAAGUUUAUUAAAUAGAUUUGUACAUAGGAAAUCGCAAAGCGCGGAGCGAAUAAAAAGCUGGGCUAGCCGAAAAAGCCAACCAAGUUGGUGGGCUAAAAGAGUGAAUUUGAACCACAGUUAAGGAAAUCGCGGACAAGGAGCAGCAGGAGGAGUAGCAGCUGACCACCAGUGGACCAGUGGAGGAGCGACCGUGCGAGCGAGCGGAGCGUAGCAGAGCGGUAAGAGCAGAGUAGCGUUCAGUUCACCGUUUAGCGGACAUGAACGAGGAAAUCGUGCGGGAGCAGCGCGGUGGCGAGGAUUCCUCAUCCUCCGUCUCUCCGAAAAGUGCAACGGCAGCGGCGUCGGCGUCGAUGACGUUGGCCUCGGCGGCCUUGGAAUCGCACACGACGACCACCAUCACAACCGCCAGCAGCAACCCCCCCACCAGUGGAGCAGGUGCAUCCACCUCGCCAUCCUCUCCAUCUGCAUCUGCAUCGGCAUCAGCAUCAGUAUCAGCAUCGGCGUCCAGUGGGCAGGAGAAGCAGGCUAUGCAGCUGCCCCUGCUGAAUGCCACCGAUAUGCGCGAGCUGCGCGAAAUCAAGCAGUUGCUGUGGGGCGACAAUGUGCGCGAAGAUGUAUUCAAGCGUUGGUCUCAAGGAUUCGAGUUUAGUAAAGUGGAACCGUCCGCAUUGGUGCAGAAGCAGGGCGGUCCUUGUGCUGUGAUAGCGCCGGUGCAGGCGUACUUGCUUAAGAUUAUUAUCAUGGACUUGCCAGGAGUCAAGCUGUCGGAGAUUACCCUCGACAAAUCGCAGAACCUGCUGAUCCAGGCAUUGUGCAACAUCCUGAAGAACUGUCGGUCGCCGCGCUACCGCAUCGUCCAUCUCUUGCGCCGCCGUGGAAAUGCUACAGAGGCUGGAUCAACCAAAGAGCGCUCACCGACCGGCGAGGCAGGAUCUGCUCCAGCUGGCCACGCGGCAGGAUCUUCCGAAGAGGUGGAGGUGGCGGCUGAAGCCACUCCCGCCUCGGUCAACGAGUUAUCCCAGGUCCUGCAGCUCGAUCAGGAUAUGCAUCGCGAACUGUCGCCGGAUGAGUUCCACGAGCGCCUGCACACGCUCCACUUUGAGGAUAUCGCCGCCGUGGCCCGCUACUAUAUGGAGAACUACGACCAGCUGUCGCACACAUAUGGCGUACUGCUGUUCAUGUACUCGGUGUUCCUCACCAAGGGCGCAGAGCUGGUCGCGGCCGAUAUAUCGGACACGUCGGAGCCCCUGAUACACAGCACGUACGGCUAUGGCGGCCAGUCGCUCAUUAACCUGAUGUUAACUGGGCGAGCCGUUGCCCAUGUCUGGGAUAAUGAGCAGGAUGUCGGCGGACUGAAGCUGCGUGGCAUCUGUGAGCAGAGCGACAUCGGCUUCAUAACACUGAUGGAGCAGAUGCGUUACUGCACAGUGGGUUCCUUCUUCAAGAACCCACGCUUUCCCGUAUGGGUGAUGGGUUCCGAUACGCAUUUAACCGUUCUGUUCAGCAACGAAAAGAGGCUUGUCUCGCCAGAGACGCCCUCGGAAACUGGUCGUCGCAUCUUCAAAUCCUACGACCCGGAGGGCAACAAUUUCAUAUCGACAACUAUGCUGCGCGAAGUUCUGGCAGUCUUGAAUCUGGUCAGCGAGCCGGCCUAUGUGGCGCUCAUGCAGAAGCGUCUUGAUCCGGAGAACUUGGGUAUUAUACUGCUGAAUGCGUUCAUGGACGAGUUCUUCCCGCUGGAGCGCCGCUCUACGCCGGAUACGUUUGAGCUGAUGCACUACAACGGCAUACCGGGCUCCAAUGAGAAUAACAAGGUGCGCUACUAUUGCGGCUCGGCCAUUUUGCUGGAGGGCGAUCUGAAGUCGAUCUGCACCUCGAACCCGAUGGUCACCUGCCUGCAGACCAAGUGGCCAAACAUCGAGAUAAGCUGGCACGACGCCCACAUGCCCUCCUUGAAUUGACGACGUCAAGGGGGUCAGAAAAAAUCGCAGCAGAGGGUUGACCAGUGCCAUGCACAUUUUGUGGUGGAGGAACCAAUGCUGUAUAAACAAGAAGACGCGAUUGCACGUUUUUAUUUCACACACACACUUCAAUUGUUUUUUUUUGUAUUUACUUGAAAAUAUUUUAAAAACUGCUGGAGUGGAACGCACCAACCAAACCCAUUAACAAACAUAAAAACAAACAAAAUAAAAACUUAAAAGAAAAAUAGCAGCUAAACACUAACAGAUUCGCUUCGGAAAAAAGCUGCAGCCAUGUUGAAGAAACCGCAGGAGAGUAGAAGAUUUACGCCAAGCGUUCACCCACACAAAACACCCCAAGAAAAUAACCCAUAUAUGCAUAGCUGUAUGCAGCAUGGAAAUGGAAAAAGGAGUCGUUCGGGAAAAAAAGAAAGAUACAUCUUAGAAACAACUCAAAUCUAAUUUCGAACAUUGUACGUUUAAAUUUGCAUUGCAAAAACUAAACUCAACUAAAAAUACAGGCAACACAAAUAUACCUUUAUGAAUAAACUAAAAAUCUAAAAGAAGAAGUCAUUAUUGAGCAUUAGACAAAGCAAAAGCGAGAGUAUGAAAAAAGUUUGUUUUUGGCCUUUUAACAAAUUACUUGUAGUGUUAAAGAAUUUAAUACAAUUAAAUAAUAAACACAGAUGCAUUAAAAACAGGGCGCAGAAAAGGGCAUCUUCAAAUCCAAAAAUCCAACAUCUAAGCGAAAGAGACAGG
Molecule: messenger RNA, 2826 nt
Organism: Drosophila erecta
Lineage: Eukaryota; Metazoa; Arthropoda; Insecta; Diptera; Drosophilidae
Product: ubiquitin carboxyl-terminal hydrolase MINDY-3 homolog
Exons: 6
Coding region: 367-2070 (567 amino acids)
Biological process (GO): protein K48-linked deubiquitination
Molecular function (GO): K48-linked deubiquitinase activity; cysteine-type deubiquitinase activity
Source: RefSeq, a predicted model, not a curated record